CGAAUUGAUGACGUUGUGCGCAGGUGGUGAGAAAGGAAAAACUUCGAUUUCGGUGGAUGGGAUUUUCGAUAAAAUAACUACAAAAUUGCCGAAAACAGUGGAAUUUUUUACACUAAAGAUGAUUUAGUGAUAGUGAUUGAUAUUUUGACUUUGUAGUGGGUCGUCCCACCUCAGCAGACUAUGAAUGUCCCGCAUAGGAUACUGACACCAGACGACUCAGCUAGCGGGCAGGACAGUAGAGGGCUCUCACCAACCGGGACAGGGAGCAUGGAAAUGUACGUGGCGCCCAAAUCGUCGCUGCAUGAUGACAUCAUACGUGUCCAUCAUGGAAGCCAAGACGACAGUGACGGGCGAUCCUGUCUCGCCAAAAUGAAGCAAUUCGAUGCCGCCAUAUUUGAUGUGCUUCGAGUAGGGCCUGAGGACUUUGCGAGUCAAAUCACUAUCAUGGAUCUUCCUGUUUUCAAGUCAAUUCAACCAGAUGAAUUGACAAGCUGUGCUUGGACGACAAAAGAGAAAUUGACAAAGGCACCAAAUGUUGUCGCAUUCACCAGGAGAUUUAAUCACGUGAAUUUCUGGGUACAGAAAGAAAUACUGAGUGCUGCUAGUCUCAAGGCCCGGGCUGAGAUUCUGGCACACUUCAUCAAAAUUGGCAAGAAACUGCUUGAUUUGAAUAACCUUCAUGCUGUGAUGGCUGUGAUAUCUGCGUUACAAAGUGCACCUAUAUUUAGAUUAUCUAAGACGUGGUCGAUGUUGUCAAAGAAAGACAGAGCCACCUAUGAGAAGAUAGCGGACUUAUUCUCGGAGAAUAGUAAUCGUCUAAAGUUCAGAGAUUAUAUGGACAACGUCAAGUUACCAACGAUACCAUAUCUAGGUUUAUACCUGACAGACAUAAUCUAUAUCGACGUUGCCCAUCCUCAUCAUGGCGGAUUAGAGAGUCAGCAACGCCUCUUACUAAUGAAUAAUAUCUUACGAGUUAUCGCAGACUUCCAACAGUCGAAUUACGAUCACUUGCCAGUUCUUGAACAUGUACAGAACUAUCUCAAGUCUGUACGAUACAUAGAAGAAUUACAGAAGUUUGUAGAAGAUGAUAAUUAUAAGUUAUCUCUAAAAAUUGAGCCGCCAAAUAGUCAAGGGACGAUAUCGAAAUCUCGUGAAGAUCUUUCGACAGGUCUGUGUCGGAAUCCAAGCAUCGGUGGAUGUGAGGGGACGUCAUCUAAUCUCCUACAGACGCCGGGCGGGUCCGGGUUUGUUCCUGGACAUAGGAAAUCAAGAAGUUUAGGUGCUAACUUUCUAAGUCAAACAAUGCCAACAGACAGGACGGGUAGCCUGCCGUGUAAAAUAACGCUGCCAUACGUCCAGGGCACGCGCCACCUUCUGGACGAUUCGGUACUAGAGGAGGCGCACGCAUCGAGCGAGGGGUCAAUACAAGGUGGGUACGCUGAAACCCAACAGCCGACAAAACAAGAAACCCCCAAGCUCCAGCCGAUAGGUGAAGGAAAAGACAGCUCCGACACUGGAGACGAAAUGGAGAGCUUCUGGCCAGCAAGAGAAAGACGUGGCUCGGUGGAAGUACGCCGAUACAGCUAUAGUUUUGAAAACAUGAGAUAUGAUUCGAGUCUUCCGUCUGCGUCCUAUACUGCCCAUUUCACAUGUCAAGGGUGCCUGAAGCGGAAGACACUCAUCAAAGACGGGAAGAAGCCUGCUGUCUCGUCCUGGACGCGGUACUGGGUGGCAUUAUGGGGGACGUCGCUGCUCUAUUAUCCUGCAAAGUCAUUCAGAGGGCAAGAAAGAUCUGAUUUUCGGUUAAAUCCAAGUAAAAUGAUGUCAAUAGUCGGUUGGAUGGUGGUCAUGAUGGACAACCCGUUACAACCAGAUACAUUUCAAUUAACAGACCCCAUCAAAGGCAAUGUGUAUAAGUUUCGAAGUGGGACACAAGCAAUAGCACUCGAAUGGUGCAGGCAUCUCAAUGAAGCAUCUCGAAGUCAUAUUAAACCUCCCGCAAACCUGAUGAGCUUUGAAUGAUCGUAACCUCGUCGUCACGUAAGGAUUUAUCGUAUUGGCACAAAAAAUAGCCGUUUUUUGACACCAUGUUUGCAUGUGUUAGAAAAGAAGCUGUGUCGAUCUUUGGGUCUCGCCUGUGACCUGCAGGAUUGAGAUUCGUAUACUUACAAAAAGCUGGUGAUCAGUUGCUCCAACGGGAUUGAGCUUGAAUGAUGACGUGAAUUGAUCUUUUCGUGGCAUCACAUGUGCAUGUGCCAAAGACAGUGCUUUCCAGUGAUCUGUUGUAUUGAGGGCAGUAGGUUGUUAUCGUUUAAAAAGGGAUGACGGUUUUGCAUGACAGCUAUGAAGAUAAGGUCAUUGAAUGACUUAUUCUAAAGGAAGAUCCUUGAAUCGCUUUUCAUACCUGUUAGGCUUCAAAUGAAAUGAUAACCUGGUCGUCACGUAAGGACCUAGCGUACUGGUGUAAAGUGGCAUGCUGUCGUAUAAAAGAGACCAUGUAAAAGUUCUGUUUCGUGACAUAUCAUUCAUGUUCUAGAAAAGAUAUGGUGCCUUUUCCUCAGGUUUCGUGUUUCUUACAGGAUCUUGAUAUAUGUGUACGGAAUAAGUCUCUAACCUGUGACGACUAUGGUACAAAACAGAUCAAUGUUGCCCAAAAUAAUUUUUUCAUUUUCCAACCUAAAUGGAAUGAAACAAUUUCUGAAAUUGCUAUUUCCAAUAAGUUUGAGAAAUAUCACUUUGAAAAAUUCUCAAAUACAAGCUGUUUUGUCCACUGUAUUCAUUGCAUAAUUCUGGCAUAAUAUUUGGUCAACUUUUUUGUGCUUGAUGUGCAAAAUAUCUUCCACAUGCAUGGCUUAAUGCUUUAGUUAGUAUCAUUGGAGAUUCUUCAGUGUACAGUAUCACAGGCAAUUAUUGUGUAAGAAAGUGUUUUUUAAGGCAAGAGGUGAAUUGUCCCAAUGCGUUUUUGACCCUGCAGCUUGAACCUUCUUUAUUUCAGCUAAAUCAUUGGAAAAAACGAUGUUAAAAGGAAUUAAAUUUGCUCAAAUUAUCAUAGUUUGGUGUAUAACAGUAAGGUGUUUGGAAUUGGCCCAAUUUCAUCUCACUUUUCCCACUUGUUGGGUGUACGUGUAGCUAACAGCUGGGGAAACGAGGAAAAAUAUUCACAACUUUGCAGGUUUUGGGACUGAAAAGUGACGGUGAAAAACUGUAGACAUGUGAUUUGUAUAACCCUUUCUACUUGGGAUGAAAUGUAUUGGCUUGUAUAGAAUAAGCUACUUGCUUGGUACAUAUUGAACUGUAUUAUUUAUUGAACCAUAAGGAUUUGUGUAAUUACUGGUGUGAAAGGAAUCACAGUACCUCUAGGUGAGACUGAGCAAUACAUGAUUCUAUUGUAAGAUCAUAAUCUAUAUCAUUGGAAUGGGUUCUUAUCACAUUUAAUCAGUCAUUGGGUAAUAGGGAGUGGAGUGUAAGGACUGUUUUUCCAGGAUGGCUAAGUUUACUUUCACACCGGCCAUUUUUUCAGUGUAUUCCAAAAAGGUGAAAUUGAAUAACCAAUCAUCAGUGAUAAACGGUAAAGCAUCUAACAUUUCUCAAUUAACGAGAGUUUGAUUUAAAAGUGGCUGUUUUCCUGAACGAAAAGAAAGAGUAGGAUUAGGUCCUGAUUUAAAGUCUAUUUACAUUUGGUGUCUAUUUGUUUAACAUUCUGUAUAAACCUUAAUUAUUGGUUUAUUUCAAGUUGCACUUUUUGGGACCUGCUGACCAUAUUUUCUGUACCGGUAACCAAGGUUAUCUUUCUUAGAAUAUUUUUUAUCAUGUUGGUACAAUUGUAUUGAUCAUUAAUUUAUAUUUUACCAUGGCAUGCGUUUUGUCUCUUGCCAGAUGUGGAAAGGUAACAUUAGGGCAUAAUCAUAUUUGUGCAAUACUAUAUGCCAGUAGGUUUGGUUUAGCACAUAAUACUUUGACAUGGGUAGUACUCAAAUUCUUUUUUUCAAUGUGUUCUUGAGAAACUGAAUAGUGGAUUAGCAGUGGCGUAGAGGCUUGGGUCUCUAACUAGUUGUGUCUUGUCUCUGGUUCGAUCCUCACUGUCUGUGUGAGACUCUGGGCAGAUUCUUCCUCCACCCAGGUGUGUUGAUGGCCUGGGUUCAAAAGUAGCUGGAAAUAGCUUAUUUGCAGCCUCUUGCUCUGACCAAAACUUGGUAAUAGCUCACUGAUUGUAUAGAGAAUGGGACCCAGUGGCUGACCUCUUCUGUGAAAAAUCCUGGUACUCUUAUAACUAAAGAACUCACUGUAAGUUUGAUCGGCCGGCUUUAUAUUUUCUUGGUUUUGUAUCGUCAUCUGCGAAGUAAAAAUCUCGAUGACGAAAAAUAUGAGCAUAAUAUUGGAGAGUACUUCAACUUUUAUAUGUGCGGCUGCUUUAAGUGCAGCAGUUGAGUUUUAAUAACCAAGAUAAGGGUGUUAUUCUGGUAUGAAACUGUGGCCAGACUCUCCAUCAUUUCUUGGUUUUGGUCAUUGACAAUUUUAUAGGUCAUCUGUUAGAAUUUUAUCAUUGUUGAAAAUUACGGUAAAACACGACAUUGUUAAAAAUUGCAGAAUCUUUCUUAGUGAAACAUUUUAUUGUAAAAUCUUGAUGUUGAAAUGAGCAGGGCAUGUGCCUUUUAACCCAUCUGAAGAAAACAAUACUACCUUGAAACCAAGGUCUUUUAGAAUAUUGAAUUAAAGGUUUACUGUUAAAAGAUAUGUACUGUACAUGUAUGCAUUGAAGGGAAGAGCGCCAACUUCAUCCAGCCUAGUUUAAUAUUUCUGUUAAGUUGGAAUUGUGUGCUUCCUAUGUUUUUAUAGAGGAACAUCAACAAUGUCAGUCCUUUUUGGCUCACCGUAGGGGAGUCUUUACAAUACCGCAGUGUCCGUCGUCCGUCGUCGUCUGUCGUCGUCCGUCGUCGUCGUAUCCUGUUUCAAAAACAGUGGCACGUUUCUUAACCGCUAAGCCUAUGAACUUGUAACUUUGUACACAGGACUCCCUUGGUCAGAUGACCUGUGACACUAAAUUUCGGUCCGAUCUGAUUCUUAAUUUGGCCACCAGGGGGCCGAAUGUAGAUAUCUAAAAAGUGUGAUAUCUCGCUUAUUAAUGACUUGUUUGGAAUAAAAUUUUUGUGGUAGGUACUCAUAGCAAGGAUACAUCAUAUAUCAUACGGGUUUUUAAUUUGACCUACUUUUCAAGGUCACAGAGGUCAAAUGGCGUAAAUUGGCUGUUUCAGUGUAACUAUGGCACGUUUUUCAACCUCCACAGCUAUGAACUUGAAACUUAAUACAUAUAACCCCCUAUACCAGAUAACCUCUGGUGCUGAAUUUCAGUCUGAUCUGAUUCUCAACUUGGCCACCAGGGGGCCGAAUGUGGAUACCUAAAAAGUGUGAUAAUUCGCUUAUCAAUAACUUGUUUUCAAUAAAACUUUCGUGGUGGGUACUCAUAGCAAGGAUACAUCAUAUAUCGUACAAUUUUUUAAUUUGACCUACUUUUCAAGGUUGCAGAGGUCAAAUGGCAUAAAUUGGCUGUUUCAGCGUAACUAUGGCACGUUUCUCAACCGCCACAGCUAUGAACUUGAAACUUGGUACAUAUAACCCCCUAUAUCAGAUAACCUCCUGUGCUGAAUAUCGGUCCGAUCUGAUUCUCAAUUUGGCCACCAGGGGGUCGAAUGUGGAUAUCUAAAAAGUGUGAUAUCUCGCUUAUUGAUGACUUGUUUUCGGUAAAACUUUUGUGGUAGGUACUCAUAGCAAGGAUACAUCAUAUAUCAUAUGGGUUUAUAAUUUGACCUACUUGUCGAGGUCACAGAGGUCACAACGCAGACACAGAUAUGGCCGAAAUUGCAUGUUUUGUGUUUUUCGUGUUGUGGCAAUCCAAAGGUCGUGAGUUCAAACCCCGGUCAGGGACGGCCAAAAAUAUUUUUUUAUUUUAUUAUUUUUUAUCUUUUCCCUUUUGUCUUUUCUGACUUGUAUCUUACAUUUUCUUGAUUUUUGGCUCACUGUAGGGGAGUCUUAUGUAAUACCGCAGUGUCCGUCGUCCGUCGUCGUCGUCCGUCGUCGUAUCCUAUUUAAAAAACAGUGGCACGUUUCUUAACCGCUAGGGCUAUGAACUUAAAACUUUGUACACAGCACCCCCUAGGUCAGGUGACCUCUGACACUGAAUUUCGGUCCGAUCUGAUUCUCAACUUGGCCACCAGGGGGCCAAAUGUCGAUAUCUAAAAAGUGUGAUAUCUCGCUUAUUAGUGACUUGUUUUCGAUGAAACUUGUGUUGUAGGUACUCAUAGCAAAUAUACAUCUUAUAUCAUACGGGUUUUUAAUUUGACCUACUUUUCAAGUUCACAGAGGUCAUAUGGCGUAAAUUGGCCGUUAGAGUGUAAACUAUGGCACGUUUCUUAACCACUAAAGCUAUGAACUUGAAACUUGGUACAUAUAACCCCCUAUAUCACAUAGCCUCUGGUGCUGAAUUUCAGUUUGAUCUGAUUCUCUACUUUGCCACCAGGGGGCAAAAAGAUAUCUAAAGUGUGAUAUCUCGCUUAUAAGUGACUUGUUUUCGAUAAAAUUUUUAUGGUAGGUACUCUUAGGAACAAUACAUCACAUGUCUUACGGGUUUUCAAUUUGACCUACUUUUCAAGGUCAUAGAGGUCAUAUGGUGUAAAUUGGCCGUUGGAGUGUAAACUAUGUCACGUUUCUUAACCAGUAAAGCUAUGAACUAGAAACUUGGUGCAUAUAACCCCCUACAUCAGAUAACCUUUGAUGCCGAAUUUUGGCCUGAUCUGAUUCUUUAUUCGGCCACCAGGGGGCCAUAAUGGAAAAAGGAAGAAGUGCAAUAUCUUGCUUAUUUGAGUGAAUUGUUUUCGAUAAAAUUUUUAUGGCAGGGACUUCUAGCAAGGAUACACCACAUGUCCUACGAUUUUUGGAUUUGACCUCCUUUUCUAGGUCACAGAGGUCAAAUGGCGUAAAUUGGCCAUUAGAGUGUAACUAUGGCACGUUCUUAACUGCUGAAGCUAUGAACUUGAAAGUUGGUACAUGUAACCCCCUACAUCAGAUAAUCUCUGACACCGAAUUUUGGCCUCAUCUGAUUCUUGAUUUGGCCACCAGGGGGUCAAAACUGAAAAAGUAGGACGUGCAAUAUCUUGCUUAUUAAUGACUUUUUUUCGAUGAAUUUUUUAUUGCAGGGACUCUUAGCAAUCACACGAUAUUGAUCUUGUUGAAGUCAUAGACAAUUAUUGGUUGGAUCAUAAAUUUAUAUAUACUGCCCUGUCUUAUUACUUGACAUCAAUACACAUCUAAAAAAAGUCUUCAUGCCUGAUUGUGUUCACCAUAUUCACCUCUAAACUAAGCAUGAUCCUGCCUACUAAAAGAUGUAUACGGUGAGCACAAUGGCCCCUGGCCGUUUCAUUUUAAUAUCGUGGAGUUACAGUUUAAAAUAUCUGUUUAGCUAUCAAAAAUAGAUACUUAUCAGGCUGUAAUUCUAAUAGUCUUAUCUAUUUUUGUUGAUUUGGAUGUCAGAAACCUGCCAAAUUAAAUUGUAAAUUAUAUUUUCACUUCACGGAUUUGCUGCAUGCAGAGGUCAAGCCCAUAAUUAUAAAUGUUUAUAACUGUAUAUAAAUGGUUGAUAGGAGGCUGGUAUUGAAUUUCUUCAUUUGCUAUCCUCCGACUACAGGGUAAUAGAUGAAGUAGAGGCCUGAGAAAGUGCUUUGGGAUAUUGAAGUUCUUCUGGUCAACAUGUUCUGUUUUCUUUUAAAUUUGACUUCCGGCUAAGUCUUCAAAGCAAAACACUACUGAUGACCAUUGGGAGAUGAAGGACUUAAUAAGAAUUUCAGGAGGUCACAGCAAACAAGAGGUUUCAAGUUAGUCUAACCAAGUGUUGAAUGGAAAUAUAGGUGUCUAGAUUAAGAAAAUGACAUUUCGAUGUGUACGGUAUUACGUUGUACUGAAUGAUUAUAGAUUUUGCCAAAUGUAGAGAGUCAGAAUUGUUAGUUUCAAACCUGUUUUUCUGCUGCUAUGAAUUUGUAACUUGCUUGAUUUUUAACGGAUUUUCAUUGUUACAAAGCCCACUCUCUUUCUUUAGGUUGGCAAACUUUUGAAGAGGAACUCAUAUUUUCUUUGUAAAUUGUUACCAGGGGUCAUAUUGAUGUCCCAGAAUGGUUCAGGAUAUCAAAAUAACUGGGACACGAACCCACUUGUAUACCAUAAAUAUUUAGGUGCACUUUUUCUUCCGAUGGCAAAAUCAGCAAUGAUUUUAAAUCAUCCAUUGUAGAACCUUCAAGUAACAUUGAGAAGUAUCUCCCAAACUCUGUAGUUUGUCGAUUGAAUCAUUGACAAAGUUAUGAGCUAUUUUUGCAGUAUUUUGAAAGAUUAUUUUGUGACGGUCUAUUUUCAAUUACAAUUUAACUUUGCUGCUCUUCCUGCCCAUGAUCAAUGUAAAGUACUGUAAAAUUGAUAAAUUAUACUUCAAAACACUAA
Messenger RNA from Lineus longissimus, 8481 nucleotides. RefSeq names its product ras-specific guanine nucleotide-releasing factor RalGPS1-like. Gene Ontology annotation, molecular function: guanyl-nucleotide exchange factor activity. Gene Ontology annotation, cellular component: plasma membrane. Bases 181 to 2022 code for a protein of 613 amino acids. NCBI's taxonomy places the organism in Eukaryota, Metazoa, Nemertea, Pilidiophora, Heteronemertea, Lineidae. The record is from RefSeq and is a predicted model, not a curated record. Gene Ontology annotation, biological process: positive regulation of GTPase activity; Ras protein signal transduction. The transcript has 18 exons.